UUCGUUCUUUCCACCAUCAGGAAAAUUUCAGUCAAUACUCGAACGUUGGAUAACUAUACAAUCGUCAGGCGAUGCUGAUACACAAGAGGUUCCGAUUAGCAUUUAUGCCAAAGUUUGCCAAAAACGUCUUGAGAAAAUAAUCCAAACUGGACCGAAAAAAGGGUUGAAGAAACCGACAUUUGAAGAAAUUGAAUUAUCAAAACAUACAAUACAUUUUCCGUCGAUGUUUGGUGCAACACUGGAAGAAGUAAUGGCGAUGCAACGAACAAGAUUUCCUGAAAGACGUUUACCAUGGAUACAGACAACAUUAUCGGAAGAAGUUUUGAGGCUAAAUGGUGCACAAACUGAAGGCAUAUUUCGGGUACCGGGUGAUUUAGAUGGUGUGAAUGCUCUUAAAGUAAAAUGUGAUCAAUGGCAAUUACCUUCGUUAGAAGAUGCACAUUUGCCAGCUAGCCUGUUGAAAUUAUGGUAUCGUGAAUUAUCUGAACCAUUAAUACCAUCGAUCUUCUAUGAGCAAUGCAUAUUAUAUUGUGAUACACCUGAAACCUGCAUACGUUUGGUAAAUUCUUUACCCGAUAUCAAUCGAGCAGUUUUAACUUAUUUAAUAAGAUUUUUACAGGUUUUUGCUGCACCAGAAAAUGUUGUUAUUACAAAAAUGGACGUUAAUAAUUUGUCGAUGGUUAUGGCCCCAAACUGUUUACGUUGCGAAAGUGAUGAUGCUAAAAUUAUAUUUGAAAAUGCCAGAAAAGAAAUGUUAUUUAUCAAAACGCUGAUACUCCAUCUUGAUACUAAUAGUAUAGAGGGCGUCAUUUAA
This is a messenger RNA of Didymodactylos carnosus, 814 nucleotides long. The record is from the annotation of a GenBank genome assembly. Lineage: Eukaryota; Metazoa; Rotifera; Eurotatoria; Philodinida; Philodinidae.